GCGCAGUUGCCAGGCAACGGCUGAGCACAGACGCCCUGAGCGACGCAGAAACCCCACAAACUGAUGUUUGAGGCCUGGACUACCUAGGCAGAGGGACCGGCCAAGACUGAGUAGCGGGCCAUGGAACCCCGCGACGUGAAAGAAAGGGAGGAAAGGGGGGAAGAGGAGGAGGAAGAAGAAAUCUCUGCCUCCACACUGCGGGGCAAACCCCGACUUCUGCCCAUCUCAGCUAUGCCAGCUUUCAGCUACAUCCCGCCGCGGCGCCAGGACCCCAAGGAACUCAGCUACUUCAGCCGGGAGAGCCAGACAGGGAUCAUCUCCCUCUAUGACUGUGUUUUUAAGAGGAGACUAGAUUAUAAUCAGGAAUUACAUCGAGAUGACAGAGAACACGCCAAAAACCUGGGGCUUCAUAUUAAUGAGGAGGAACAGGAAAGGACUGUGCCGGUGCUGAUGUCCUCUGUCUAUGGGAAACGCAUCAAUCAGCCCAUCGAGCCCCUGAACAGAGGCUACGGCCGUGUGAACCAUGUGCAGACGGACUUCUACCGGAAGAACGACAUCCCCAGCAUCAAGGUGCCUGGGUUUGGGCACAUCACUCCAGCCUGAAGCAGCCUGGCGGCGUAUGGGGCACUUUGAGGUGCGCUGCCAGCAAGCAAGGUGGCACAGGAAGGGGGGGCUCCAAUCUCACUUUUACAUUCCUGUCACCUAUAGCUGCAAGGAUGCACUGAGACCAUGGGGGUGGGGAAGCACACGCAUAUCUAAGGUGACUUUGGCUCAGAAUUUGGCCAAGUACUUUUCCUCGUGCCCAAAAGCCCCAGCGCAAGGAUUUCCCCUGGAUUUAUUUAAAAAUCACACCAGCUGAUUCAUUCUGAGCCCCCAAAUAAAAGAAAAGUUUGCCUCC
This is a messenger RNA of Mesocricetus auratus (golden hamster), 898 nucleotides long. It is a transcript of the gene Cfap90, whose product is annotated as chromosome unknown C5orf49 homolog. Lineage: Eukaryota; Metazoa; Chordata; Mammalia; Rodentia; Cricetidae. The record is from RefSeq and is a predicted model, not a curated record. Bases 121 to 603 code for a protein of 160 amino acids. The transcript is spliced from 3 exons.